AUGACAAUUUUCGAUCAAACUUCAAACGACCUCAAGGCAUCACGUCUAGUAAUGCACAAACUCGGCGAAACUUUCACCGAUUUCAAGAUUCGUUCCUUUUCGAUGAUUUCACUAUGCGAGCAAUGGCAGACACUCCAGGGUUCUUUUACUAAAAUCCACAACUCCCUCGAGAAGCGAGUUAAGGAAGUCGAGGCGAAGGAAAGAGAAUGUGAUGUGUCGAAGAACAGGUUACAGAAUAUACUAAAGGAGGUUGAGUUGAGGCAGAAGAAGUUGGACUCUGAUGAGAAGGUGUUGAGUGAGAGAAGUGAGUUUGUAGGGUUGAGAGAAAAGGAGGUGAGAGAGUGGAGGGAGUCUUUGGAGUUGGAGAAGAAGCGGAAUGUUGAGGGUUUCGAGCGGGUUAAGGAAAUGCUGAAGGCGGUCGAGGAGAGGGAGAGGGUUGUUAAGGACAAUGUUGAAGAGAUGGAUUUGAGAGCGAAGGUGAUGAGUGAGCGAGGGGAGGUGUUGGAUGUGAAGGAGAAGGAAUUGGAUGAAAUGUACUUUGCACUCGAAAAGGAAAAUAAUGAAAAAAGUGGUUUGUUGAUGUCGAAAGAGAAGGUGUUAGGGUUAAAAGAGAAGGAUAUUGAUGAGCGGUGUCAAGUGUUAGAGGCGAAGGAGAAGGAAAUGUUAGAGGGUGUUAAAGCAAUGGAGUUGAAACAGAAGGAGAUUGAUGAGCGAAGUGGAUUGUUAGAGGGUAAAGAGAAGAAAAUGUUGGAGGAUGCAAAAGCGAUGGAGUUGGAACGAAAGCAAAUGGAUGAGCGGUUAAGACUGGUGGAGUUGAAUGAAAAGGAAAUUGAGGAGCGAUUCGUUGCAAUGCAGGCUAAAGGAGUCAUAGUAAGGGAUGAUAGUCAAAUUAAUGAGUCCAACAAGGGACUAGACGCGAAAGAGAUUAAGCUCGAUGAUCAAUUAGACGGGUUAUUGGAAGAGCAACCAGAUGAGCAUCGCGUACUUUCUGAUUGUCAAGCACAAGAGUUCGAAGAGAAGCAUAGUGAAAGUAGCAGUUUGAAAAACGUGAGGCAGGAAUUACCUGAUUCUGAAAACCAACAAGAAGUAACAUGUUCAAAAGAUACCUCCUUAUCAAAUAUUGUUAGCCAUCGAACUCAUUCAUACUACAGUGAUCCAUUAUUUGCGAAAUUUUAUUCAAUGGAUCAUAUGAAAGAGAAUGGUGUAUCACCUGAGGAGAUAUUGGAUGCUCUUAGAUGUUCUCCUGAUCCCGGAAAGCUUGUUUUUGGAAUCACUCGACUGUUUCAUCGAAAUUUCUCAGAUAAGGAUACGACCACAAUUUAUAAAGAUAGUUGCAUUUUGCUGUCAGAGCAGUUAAUGAAGCUAUCUCCUCCAAUUAUGGAUAAUGUCAAAGAGGAAGCAAGGGAUUUAGCUAUUACUCUUAAGGCCGCCAAGGGCAGAACACCAACAGAUAAUUUCGGGUUUUUGCAGUUUAUAGCUGCGUUCAAGUUAGCAGAUUGUUUUGAUGCAGAUGAUCUUUUAUCCAUGUUUGGUUCAUUGUAUGGUGGACCUAAGGUUUAUCGGCAUGAGCAGCAAGCGGUUUUAUGCAGUGCAUUGGGGCUUUCGGAUAAGAUUCCAGGAUUAAUCCAUUCUUAUAUUGAAAGAAAUAAGUUGCUUACAGCAGUCAAGUGCAUCUGUGUUUUUAAGCUGGAACAUCUAUAUUCGCCAGUGCCUCUACUGGAAUGUUACUUGGACCUGUCUCGUAAAAGAGUGAAUCAGAAACGGAAAGAGGGAGCUUUUAGAUUUGAGUAUGAAGCUGAAAACAUGGAAUUAGCCAUUCUUAGAGAUGUUACUAGCUGCAUUGCCACUUUUAAGCUUGAGUCGAAAUUUCCACCUGAUUCCCUUUUAUUGCGCAUUAAACAAGUGUACAAGAAGAGAAAAUUUAGGAAGGUUGCUUCGAAAAAUCAGAAUAAUAAACGCAGUCCAAGCUCCUGUGAUUCUGUGGAUAGGAUCCCUCAUAAGAGCCUCCUCUGUAAUCGUCACAUCAUUGAUAAUUCUAAUUGCCCUCGUUGCAUCUCUAAUGUUGAGGAUCCUAUCCAUACCCUUAGGGAUUGCCCUCUCUCAACAGCCGUUUGGGACUUGACUCAAGCAAUGGAUAAUGAUCUUUUGCAAGCUAGAAAUAAGCUCGUCUUCCAAAAUGAACCAUUUCCUUCCCCUCAAACCAUUUUAUAUCUUGCCACCUCACAAGCUCGGGAAUUUAGGCUAGCUAAAGGUGUUGAUACCUCUACUCCAAUCCAGUCUAUCCAUGUCGAUCCUAUACACUCUCCCCAUUUUCAUAUGCUCCAUGUUGAUGCCUCUUUUGUCAAAGUUGGUGAACCAGCAGCUGUUGCAGGUAGGGGUGCUAAACCUUCGAGCUGA
Messenger RNA from Chenopodium quinoa (quinoa), 2397 nucleotides. RefSeq names its product FRIGIDA-like protein 5. Bases 1 to 2397 code for a protein of 798 amino acids. The transcript has 6 exons. The record is from RefSeq and is a predicted model, not a curated record. NCBI's taxonomy places the organism in Eukaryota, Viridiplantae, Streptophyta, Magnoliopsida, Caryophyllales, Amaranthaceae.